Molecule: messenger RNA, 627 nt
Organism: Balearica regulorum gibbericeps (East African grey crowned-crane)
Lineage: Eukaryota; Metazoa; Chordata; Aves; Gruiformes; Gruidae
Source: RefSeq, a predicted model, not a curated record
AUGACUGAACCAACCAGCCUUUCUGUGGGUGCACAACAGACACAGAAACAAGAGAGUGUUGCCAUACAGUUGAUGAAGCAUGAAAAGGAAGUUGGUGUUCUGUCUAAUGAACUUGUUUCAGCAAACACAGCUGCUGACCAGAAAGAGCAGUCUACAUCGGAAAUAAGAAAAGACUAUGUAUACAGAAGUACUGGCAGACCUGAGGGGACAGAUAUGAUUAAAUCACUUGUGACAGAUCAGGAUGCACCUGGAAACUGUGAAUUAUAUCUACCUGUGUCUAAUAAUUGUUCAGCAAUGGAGUCAUCUGAGGACAGUGAGGAGGACAUGUAUCGUGAUGCAGAAGAAAUAGAGAGAGAGAAAAUACUGCUUUGUGAGACAGGCUCUUCAGACUGUAAAUUAAGUGUUGCACCUGAAAUGGACAUUAUGGAGUAUUGCAGAAAAGAAUGGAGAGGAAAUACACCCGUAGCAAAAACAAUGAGAAAGGGAUAUGAAGCAGUUGCUCAGAAGUUUGCAUCUAUACGGAGAGUACGAGGUGAUAACUAUUGUGCUCUCAGAGCAACUCUGUUCCAGGCGCUAAGCCAAGCUACCCAGUUACCAAGCUGGCUGCAGAGUGAGGAUUUUACUAUG